AUGAAUGAACCGCCUAAUCCAAACAGUAUGAUUCGUCAAGGCAGUAUUGACGAUAUUAACUCACAACAAUUUCUCAAGGUAUCCAACUAUGAAGAUACUGUUCGUCAGCUGGACAUAUAUUAUGCUAUUGUGAAACGGCAGUUGUUAAGAUUUCAAAGUCCAAUUACAGGACUUUUUCCAGUUUUGUCAUCUGAUCUGCACAUCGGAAGUGUUCGAGAUAGUAUUUAUUGUGCAUCUGCUGUAUGGGGACUAUAUCAGGCAUACAGGCGCAUUGAUGACGAUCGAGGCAAGUCUCACGAAUUAGGCCAGAGUACAGUAAAAUGUAUGCGCGGCAUUCUUGAGUGUUGGGUGAAGCAAUCGGCGAGAGUUGAGGCUUUCAAGACGCGCCAGAGUGCGGCGCACGCGCUGCAUGUUAAAUUCCACCUGACAACAGGUGAACCUGUCCUCUCUGAUGAACAAUACCAGCACCUGCAAAUUGAUGUGGUGUCACUGUAUCUUCUGUUCCUCGUUCAAAUGAUCACUUCGGGACUGCAAAUUAUUUAUACACAGGACGAAGUAGCAUUUGUUCAAAACCUCGUCUAUUACGUAGAGAGAGCUUACAGAACGCCUGACUAUGGUAUGUGGGAACGAGGCUCUAAAUACAACGAUGGAAAACCUGAAAUUCACGCAUCAUCUAUUGGGAUGGCUAAAGCAGCUCUGGAAGCUAUCAAUGGCUGCAAUUUGUUUGGGGAUAAAGGAGCUUCUUGGAGUGUAGUUUAUGUAGACAUCGAUGCUCACAAUCGCAACAGAAGCAUCUUCGAAACCAUGCUACCUCGUGAAUCCAGUUCCAAAGGAGUCGAUGCUGCACUAUUACCAACAAUCUCGUUUCCCGCUUUCGCGACACACGAGGAACAUCUAGUUCAGUUAACUAAAACUAACAUAUUAAGACGUUUACAAGGAAAGUGUGGCUUCAAAAGAUUUAGUCGUGAUGGGUACAAAUGUGUUCUGGAAGACCCUAACAGAAGGUUUUAUCACGAGGGUGAAUUGAAGGAAUUUGAUGGCAUUGAAUCAGAAUGGCCUCUGUUCUAUGUUAUUAUGAUUAUCGAUGGUGUUUUCCGCACCUUGCCAGAUCAAGUCGAAGAAUACCAGAAACUUCUGAAAGCCAGAAUAUACAUGGAUGAACAUGGUGAUCCUGUAAUACCUUGGUACUACUAUGUACCCCGGGAGGGUAUAGAAAGUGAGCGCAGUGAACCUAACUCAGUGCGCAGACUGCCUGCAAACCAGCCCGGUGAAAAUUACGAUAAAGAUACGGGUGGUCUGUUCCUGUGGGCGCAAUCCCUGUUUGUCCUGGCGCAGCUUUUGACUGGUGGACUAUUGCAUGUAAACGAGCUGGACCCCAUCAGGAGAUAUCUGCCUUCGUACAACCGUCCGAAACGGGCAGGACGAUAUUCCGCAUUCCAGGGUAUAGCUACCGAUCUUGUGGUUCAGGUUGUGUUGAUAGCGGAGUCUAUGCGUCUACAAGCCAUGAUGGGUACUUAUGGGAUACAAACACAAACACCUCAUGAAGUGGAACCCGUGCAGGUGUGCAGCUCCACGCAGCUUGUUCAUGUGUACCGGGAACUUGGUAUUUGUCCUAAAUUGAAACUUACUGGACGUCCUAUAAGACCUAUCGGAUCACUUGGCACGAGCAAGAUAUACAGAGUGUGCGGCAUGACGGUGUUGUGUUACCCGCUUAUAUUCGAAGUAUCAGAGUUCUAUCUGUAUCGAGACAUGGCACUCCUUAUUGAUGAUAUUAAAACCGAACUCCAGUUUGUUGGAAAGUACUGGCGGUUGUCCGGCAGGCCGACAGUGUGCCUGUUGGUCCGCGAGGAGCAUAUGCGCGACCCACACUUCAAGCACAUGUUGGAUUUAUUCGCGAUGCUCAAGAAGGGACAUUGCGACGGUGUCAAAGUGCGACUCGGCCGUUUGCAGAACUUGAUAUCUAGUUCUUGCAUGGAGCACUUAGACUUCAUGAGUCAAGGCGAAUUUCCAGCUGAAAUGUUCACGCAGUUUAGGCAGUUGGAACACGAGUACAUCGGUUACCAAUCCUUAACGGAUGUACCUCGUACACUCACCUAUCGCGAAGAGAGUCUCUGCUAUGAAUCAUACAAACACAGAUCGACACCAGACGUGGUAGCCGCUCUCAGAUCCACGGAAAAUAUCUUCGCUCAGUGCCAGCUCUGGGGUAUAUUGCUGGAGCGGGAAGGACCUCUGUUUGAGGUGAACGGUACGAACGCGUUGGACUCACUGAAGAGCCUGUACCACAGCGCCGGCGUGCUGCGGCACUGGCGCGCCGUGCGCUACUGCUCGUCGCUGCUCAACCACACCGUGGACUCCAUCAGCCCCUUCAUCACCACCGUGCUGGUUAACGGGAAACAGUUGACAGUGGGCGUUAUCGGUCAAAAGGAGACCGUAUUCGAUAAACCCAUGACUCCAGGCGAGAUUCAGUCUGUGAUGUAUUCUACCAUUCAACCGUAUGACGUCAUUGGUGCAGUAUUGCAACAGGAAAUAGUGUUAUACUGCGGUCGUCUGAUUGGCACCAAUCCGGACAUGUUCCGUGGUAUCCUAAAGAUCCGCGUCGGCUGGGUGCUGGAGGCUAUCCGCAUAUACUUGCAACUGUUCCCUGACGAGAAACGCGGCGAUGGCACGAUCGAGAGCUUGUCCCCCUACAAGCUCCGCACGCUCUUGCAGAAGGUACUCACCGUGUCUGAUUGGGCCGAUGAACGAGGAUUGACGCCUCUACAACGAAGACAGCUGGAAGGUUGUUUAUGUCGUGUGCCUAAACACUUCUACAUUCAUGUCUGGGAUAUCUUAUUGCGGACCCCCAAAGGAAUCAUAAUUCAGGGUCGUUCGAUCCCAGCAGAUCCGACGCUAGUGAACAUGUCUCGUUCGGAGCUGUCGUUCGCUUUGCUCGUAGAAGAGGCGCUAGUUCGCGUGGAGUCCUCGGCGCGGCGCCAGCUCUGCGUGGAGCUGUUGUGCGUUCUGGCGACCAUACUGCGCCGUAAUCCUGAGUUGUAUCUACAACAGCCGCUACACGUCGAUAAACUAGUCGAUGACGCUCAGUACACGUAUGCCAAGGACAGCGGUUUGACGGACAGCAAUGCGCUGAGCUGCGCGGCGGUGGGCGUGUCGGUGGGGUACCUGGCGCGCGCCGUCGUCAACAGCGUGCUGCAGGGCGCCGCCGCGCCAGACCUCGUGCCCGCCGAGCAGCCCUCCUGCCUCGUCUCGUAA
Arctia plantaginis is the source of this 3249-nucleotide messenger RNA. NCBI's taxonomy places the organism in Eukaryota, Metazoa, Arthropoda, Insecta, Lepidoptera, Erebidae. The record is from the annotation of a GenBank genome assembly.